AUGUGUUUCCCCGCCCACGACAGCGAAGGCCAAUGGGGGCCGCGGAGGCGCCUCCUCCGGGAAGAUGUUUUACCACGUGAGCAGGGCACAGGGUGGCGGCGAGGGCAGCGUCAAGAGGAGGAGCGAAAUGGAAGGCUGGGACUAGGGGCGGCUUCUUCUUGCCUAUAUUCCUCCCGUUCCUUGCCCGACUCCAUUCCACUUUCCCCACAGAUCUCCCUGGAGCACGAGAUUCUGCUACAUCCGCGGUACUUCGGCCCUAACCUGCUCAACACGGUGAAACAAAAGCUCUUCACCGAGGUGGAGGGGACCUGCACCGGCAAGUAUGGCUUUGUAAUUGCCGUCACUACCAUCGACAAUAUCGGUGCUGGUGUGAUCCAACCAGGCCGAGGCUUUGUCCUUUAUCCAGUUAAGUACAAGGCCAUUGUUUUCCGGCCCUUUAAAGGGGAGGUCGUGGAUGCGGUGGUCACUCAGGUCAACAAGGUUGGACUCUUCACAGAAAUUGGUCCCAUGUCCUGCUUCAUCUCUCGACACUCCAUCCCAUCAGAGAUGGAAUUUGAUCCUAACUCCAACCCACCGUGUUACAAAACGAUGGAUGAGGACAUUGUGAUUCAGCAGGACGAUGAGAUCCGCUUGAAGAUUGUGGGAACCCGUGUGGACAAGAAUGACAUCUUUGCUAUCGGCUCCCUGAUGGAUGAUUACUUGGGGCUUGUGAGCUGA
Messenger RNA from Rangifer tarandus platyrhynchus (Svalbard reindeer), 717 nucleotides. The record is from the annotation of a GenBank genome assembly. Lineage: Eukaryota; Metazoa; Chordata; Mammalia; Artiodactyla; Cervidae.